Messenger RNA from Puccinia graminis f. sp. tritici CRL 75-36-700-3, 1764 nucleotides. RefSeq lists its product as uncharacterized. The record is from RefSeq and is a predicted model, not a curated record. The coding region runs from base 109 to 1521 and encodes 470 amino acids. Lineage: Eukaryota; Fungi; Basidiomycota; Pucciniomycetes; Pucciniales; Pucciniaceae. The transcript has 3 exons.
GCGGACAACUUAACCAGGAGAACCGGCCCGACCAAUCCGACCAUCCAGAACACCGAUCUUCCAGCCUCGAUUCCGAGUUCUUGCUUGGCCGGUGGUCACAUCAAAACAAUGUCAUUGGGAACCGAGCAAUGUGCCAGCAAUCCGACCGACGAGGCCCAAAGUAUCGGUCUCCAAGCAGACUCCUGCCGACGACGGAUCCGGGAGCUCAGCGAAGCAUUGAAGGAAGAGCAGAGCAGACUAGAGCGACUAGAAGCCAUCGAAAGCUCGCUAAUUAUACAUGCGAGUCUGCGGAGCCAACAAGCGGGGGACGAAAGCCGGCCGCAUGAGGAGGGCGGGAUGGGCCCGAAGCGGAAGGCCUAUCAAGCGGUGAAGCCGGAGGUCAAGGAGCUGGUGAUCCAGAACGUGUUCGACAAGGGCAUGACCCAGCGCAAGGUCUCCGAAUCCUUCGGCCUCUCCGAACGCACCGUCAGACGGAUCAUCAAGGCCGAGAAGAACAUCCAUUCGGGCCUCGAACCGGCACCCAAACGCCGCCGAGGCGCCAAGACUAAACUGACCAACGAGAUCAUGAGCGAGCUGUUAUUCAAGCUCGAGCGCCAACCGAACAUGACCCUCUCCGAUAUGAAGCGCUACGUCUCCGAGACUCAUGCUGUUACUUGUACGCCCCAGUCGAUUUCGAGAAUGCUCUCCAGUAUGGACGUCAAUUGGAAAACGACCCUCAAGAUACCCUCGCAUUGGAACGAAAUCAAUAUCCUCCGGGAACGCCAUGAUUUCGUCGUUCGAAGAGCUAUCGACGUCGAUAAGCAGUUGAUCUUUGUAGGCGAUACCGGCUUCGAUCUCAACUUCAAUCGCUCCCAGGAUCCUUCUUGCUCAGAGCAAGGAGCCAGUCUAAGUCUAGUACCCAGGACGUCUCAAGCAACCUUACUAGGCGCGAUGAGCACGAGCGGAUACGUGUACCACGAGAUCAUCAAUCCGGACGGGAAGCGAGUGACGGUGCUGAGCAGGGAGGACUACGAGGAGUUCCUGAUCCGGCUGAGCACGAAGAUCGACAGCCGGCGCAGCGUGGUGAUUGUGGAGCGAGCGAAGCUAGCCGGAGGAAAGGAGGAGGAGGAGGAGACGCGGCCAUUGGAGGGCCGCUUGGCCGAGCAUUUCCGCGAACCCGACUCGCUCGCAUCGCUCCUCUCGUCUACCCAUCCUCCCGUCGGAAACCAUCAUCCCCAAGCAUCGAUAAUCAAGACGGAAAUCGACUAUCUGCCCGCCUGUUCCGGCUUCCUCAGUCCCCUCGAAAUCAGCUUCGUCGACCUCAAAAACCACAUCAAAUCCUUGGACCCUCCGAUCCAUGAACGCAGCCAACUCAUCCUCCAUCUUACUAACGCUAUCCACUCCCUCUUUCCCGCUCCUAAGCCCCAGGACCUCUUCAACUUCGUCGCCAAGGAACUCUAUCCUAAUUGUUUCAAUUUGGCCCCCAUCUCCGGCCCGAUCAUCAAACAUCCUGACGCCUUUCAAUCUCCCCCUCUUCGCUAGCUUCAUCCUCCUUCCUCCAUCCCCAAAUGGACAUUUUUUUUUAUUCCCUUUGAUUUGUAAAUCAUGCAGUUCUUCAAAAGUCAUAGAAACAUCAUGCACACAUAUUUGUCAUUUUUUUGGUUUUGUUUUAAGCACCAUGUUGUUAACUAUAAGUCAAUGUCAACUGACCGUAUUAUACAUAAGUCAUCACAUUUGCAAUGACCAAAGGGUAACUCCCAAGUUGAGAGAAUCUGGUGCUGGAGU